AGUUGCACACGGAAGUGUUGAUCACGUGACACGGUUCCAGCGUAAAUAUUUUUCUCCUCACAGCGAAUGAUCCCUGACCCCGCAGUUUUAGCCUCAUGAAUGAGUGUUACUUCACUUUCCCUUAGUUUAAACUACGUAGAUUUUUGCCUAGUACCCCCAGCGCGUUAGAAUAUUGAAAAUAAGCUGAAAAAAUGAACGUGGAUCAUCCUCAAACUGGACAGACCGGAGCAGCCGCCGCGUCCAUCACAUCUACAUCCAGCAGCAACUGCGUCCCGAACAGCAGCUCCACACACGCCAGCAGCAUCCCUGCGGUGGGCAGCAGUAAUGUUCCCACUUCGGCUGCCAUGGCAACCCCAUCAUCCGACUCCACCGUGUCAAACGGGGUUUAUGUACCCACAGGGAUCGCCAAUGGAGAUGUGAAACCCGUUAUCUCAACUACACCACUGGCCGAUUUCCUGAUGCAGUUGGAGGACUACACUCCUACAAUCCCAGACGCAGUCACAGGAUAUUACCUCAACCGAGCUGGUUUUGAAGCAUCAGAUCCAAGAAUAAUCCGUCUCAUAUCCCUGGCGUCACAGAAGUUCAUCUCAGAUAUUGCAAACGAUGCACUACAGCACUGCAAAAUGAAGGGCACGGCAUCCGGAAGCUCUCGAAACAAGGCCAAGGACAAGAAAUACACGCUGACAAUGGAAGAUCUGACACCGGCCCUGACAGAGUAUGGCAUAAAUGUCAAGAAACCUCACUACUUCAUCUGAGGGGACGUGCCUCGUUCAAAUGGACUGCUGGAAAUGUGCCGUUUGUCACAUCAGAGCUUUCAAGACAUUAUCCCCUCAGUGUGGGAAUCAUCAGCCCAGAGCUUUUAGGGAUUUAGCGACUUUUUUGCAUUUUCUUUAAUCGCGUUUAAGUUGUUUGAUUACACCACGCCAUGUGACUUUAGUUAAUGUUAGUAAAAUGCUGUACAAAUAAAUUCAUUGUAAUUAAGUUCUUCCUUUUGUUUGUGUAAUUGCAUGUCUUCUGUUACUGAAGCCUACUGGGAUCAGUUAUCAUAGAAGUCAGUCUUAAUUUAACUACUGUAGAGAGUUUACAUUUGUGACGUCAGUUCAUACACUGUCUAAACUUCUCAUCUCUGCUUUAUGGAUUUAGUUUCACGCCAUAAGAGGCAUGAGCCGUAAUGUGUGGCAGUAUUAAUAGUAUCUGGAGCUGCUCUCAAGUUUCCCUCUCUGUGGUGUAGUACAGCUGCACGCUCAUCACACCAUCCAAACAUGAUAUAAAUAAUAAUACAAAAAUACUAACCUUUGCUUUUAGCUGUAUGUGCUCACUGGCAAAUGUAAUGCAGCUGCAAGCUCAAUAGGGUGACAGUGCAGUUAUACAGUGAAAUAAAAAACCAAAGCAAUGAGAUUAUUUCUCUGCGUUUAUUUGAGAAACAGUGGAUUAAUAUCCUUCAUUUUUUUAAGCAUUACUAUUUCCCCCCAAAUGAUUUGCACAUUUUCCCAUUUCCAAAGAAAAAAAGUGAACAAUGUUUCUCCUGUUUAUAAAAUUGCACUUUUAACCUCAUUAUGUAUUCAGACACAGACACACAGGCUGAGGUGGAAAGAGAAAGUGUGUGAAUCUGCACAAUGCAAAUGCACCAACAAAAUAUUAUACUUUGCAAUUAAAUAUAAAACCAUGUUCUGAACAGAAAUGACACAUCAAGCCUUGUACAACAGAAGAUUUAAGACUUCAAUCGGUGGCAUCGUUCAAUACAUUUUCCUGUUUUUCAAGUUCAACUAUAUUUCAAAAAGGUGCAACGUUGCAGCAGUAGUCAGCUACUAUGUUUAGAAGAUUCACAAAACUGGUACAUU
Molecule: messenger RNA, 1841 nt
Organism: Pimephales promelas (fathead minnow)
Lineage: Eukaryota; Metazoa; Chordata; Actinopteri; Cypriniformes; Leuciscidae
Gene: taf10
Product: TAF10 RNA polymerase II, TATA box binding protein (TBP)-associated factor
Biological process (GO): transcription initiation at RNA polymerase II promoter
Cellular component (GO): transcription factor TFIID complex; nucleus; SAGA complex
Molecular function (GO): RNA polymerase II general transcription initiation factor activity; promoter-specific chromatin binding
Source: RefSeq, a predicted model, not a curated record